Molecule: messenger RNA, 3849 nt
Organism: Brienomyrus brachyistius
Lineage: Eukaryota; Metazoa; Chordata; Actinopteri; Osteoglossiformes; Mormyridae
Product: dual specificity tyrosine-phosphorylation-regulated kinase 4-like
Exons: 15
Coding region: 610-2517 (635 amino acids)
Biological process (GO): peptidyl-serine phosphorylation; peptidyl-threonine phosphorylation
Cellular component (GO): nucleus
Molecular function (GO): ATP binding; protein serine/threonine kinase activity; protein serine/threonine/tyrosine kinase activity
Source: RefSeq, a predicted model, not a curated record
UAGGUCAUUUUAAAAUGAUUGUUUUUCUUUCCAAAGACAGCACCUCAUACUACUAAAUGACGUGUUUUAAGCAAACUGGCGGUUGUAACCGCUUUUCACAACCUUGACUGGUGACCCGAAGUUGCAGCUUUGGGGAAUCUACUCUGCUUCUCCGCGUCAGGUCUCAGACUCGCCAAGCUGCCUUGGUCAUGUGCAGAGAUCAUUAACCUAAAUAAUGUACAGCAAAUGCACGAUGGCUAUUUUACAUAUAAUGUGCUGUUAAAAGUGAGUCACAGACAUUGACGUGAGGAGGAAGUAUGUGCUUAAGACAAAAAUGCAAAGGUACAGGAUGAUUUCAGAGCGAGCGCAGAAGUGUGGCAACGUACAAAUGUCAGGAGGGAGCUGCAGAGUAUUUACAAAAUUAACAUUUUGAAAGAUUUCAAUGGGGCGUAACGGGCUCGUUCUGCGUGGUGCGCCGGCAUCAAAGUAAAUUAACUGGCAAGUUUGCAUGAAUGUCCUUAAAUUGCGCGUGCUAAGGGGUGCGUGAUGGGCACUGAUCCCCGCGCGGGACGGAAGCGCAGACGCCAGCGAGGCUGACAGGACGGCGUUCACCGAUCACUGUUAUCCAGCAUGAAGCAAUGGGCAGCGAUGAGCAUCACAGCCCGAGCUGCACACACAGAUACUAGAAGUGAUCUGGAGAUGCUGAAUCAGCAGAGAAACAGUGAGCUGCCUUUGCUGAGUAAGUCUACAAGGCUCGGUGCUUUCCCUCACUCGCAGAGAGAGCGUCCGCUACUAGGGACCAACCGGCCCUAUCCACAGAGGUUGCCACAGCUGGACGUGCCCGUCAAGCAGAUGGUGGCUCGGAUCCAGUUGCAGCACCAGUCCGAGGGCAUCAUGCCCCAAAUCGGCCACAAAGGGUUGAGGAGCAGCUGCCAGCAGGGCCGGCAGAGAAAUUCCCAGUGUCCUGUACGCUUAUCUGCAGCUGCCACUGGCAAAGGCAUCUUCAACAAGUGUGAUAAAGAGAGGUUCUUUGAAGGACAAAGGCUCCCCAUGUUACCUACAGAGGCUCUGAAGAACUUCCAGGACCGGCUGACGGAGUUUGAGCAGGAAGAAAUCAUGGACUAUUCCGAGAUCUGGUACUUGGGCCUGGAGACUAAAAAGAUUGCUGGCUCCCAAGGAGCAGGACAGAACUCCGGCUAUGAUGACGAGCAAGGGAACUACAUAAAGGUCCUACACGACCACAUCAGCUACCGCUUCGAGAUCCUUGAGGUCAUCGGGAAGGGAUCAUUUGGGCAAGUCCUGAAAUGCCUGGAUCACAAGAACAAUGAGCUGGUGGCCAUCAAAAUCAUCCGCAACAAGAAGAGGUUUCAUCAUCAAGCAUUGGUGGAGCUGAAGAUCUUGGAGGCGAUACGGAGGCGAGACCGAGACGGCUACCACAACGUCAUCCACAUGAAGGAGCACUUCUACUUCCGCAACCACCUCUGCAUCUCCUUUGAGCUGCUAGGGCUCAACCUCUACGAGGUGAUCAAGAAGAACAACUUCCAGGGCUUCAGCCUGACACUGAUCCGACGCCUCGCUCACUCCAUCCUCAAGUGCCUGCAGAUGCUGCACAGGGAGAAGAUCAUCCACUGCGACCUCAAGCCGGAGAACAUCUUGCUGACACAGAAGGGACAGUGGAACAUCAAGGUUGUUGACUUCGGCUCCAGCUGCUAUGAACAGCAGAGAGUGUACACCUACAUCCAGAGCCGCUUCUACCGCUCCCCGGAAGUCAUCCUGGGACACCCCUACAGCAUGGCCAUCGAUAUGUGGAGCCUGGGUUGCAUCCUGGCUGAGCUCUAUACUGGUUACCCACUCUUCCCGGGGGAGAGUGAGGUGGACCAGAUGGCAUGCAUCAUGGAGAUGUUGGGAACGCCGCCAGAUGACUUUGUCCAAACAGCAUCAAGAACAAAGUUAUUUUUCGAUUCUCAAGGGAACCCCAGGAACCUGACGAACAGCAAAGGCAAGCUGAGGACGCCCAGCUCCAAAGACCUCGGCACCGUGCUGAAGACCAACGACGUGCUUUUCCUGGACUUCCUGAAAGGCUGCCUCGUAUGGGACCCGGCGACACGCAUGACUCCCGCUGAGGCCUUGCAGCACGACUGGAUUCUGGAGGGACGGAUCAACAGGUCACGCAUCAGGCACCGGCCUCUGAGAUAUCAUUCUGUGAGCCAAGUCAACUCGGAAAUCAGAAACCAGCAUGUUCCCACCAGAGUAGUAAAUAAUAGGACAGCAGAAGCGGAAGACUCAAACAGCCCGGACAAGGUCAAGGGUCAGAGUGAAGGACAGGGAGGCAGUACAGGGAGUGAUGAGCGUCUGGGUCCGACUGGGGAGUCGGUGGUGGGGGGCACCAGCGAGAGCAAUUCUGGCAGCUCGGUGGAGACGGCAACCCAGCCGGUGAUGGGCGAGAGGCCGGUCCACAUCAUCAUUGAGCCCAAGUCUGAGCCCGAUACAGACAGCGAAAGCCUGGGGCAAUCUUCUGACCCCUCCCCCGCGGUAUAACAGCCAGGGCAGGGUGCUGCAUGGGGGUCUUACAUGUGUGCGGGGCACAUAAUCUCUCAGAGCUGGUCACCUGACUCCUAGGUCAUAAGGUCAGCGACGCCCUCUGCAGGAGACGUGGUUUAUGUGUCACUCAGAUCUGCAGAGCGACGGGAGUUAGUAGCAACAGCAACAUGCAGGUUAACUCUCCGGAUCCCAGUGACAGAUUAACUGUUGUGUCUUUACGUGGAGGCACUGUGCUCACCGUCCGUGUUUCUGUUUUUUAAUUAAUAGCCGAAGCCAAACUAGAUUGUUAGGAAAACUGUAGCAGCUGCCUGACGCCAGCUAUGUGUACCAUGCAUAUGCUUUGCUCUAAGUCUGGGAAGCCUCAGAGAAUGUAUGGAGCCUGACAGUGGGUGCUGUCAGGGCAGAACGCUCCUCUUCGGAUCUGUGGACUGCUGGACACCUUCAUCCGGAUUGAGGUCCGAGGUGACCAACACUCAGAGCCCCUGCAGAGCGUUUUGAAGAUGCAGGAGUGUUUAGUAAUGCAGAGAAUUUCCAGUCGUCCCGUAAUUGCGAAUUUUCUGUUGGAUCGAUGUUCCCUCAUUGCAGAAGCACAAACACAUUCUUUGCUCUGUGCCUCACAUCAGUAUUUUUUUUUUGUCUCGAAAAUGUGAAUCUGCGUCAUUCAGCAAAGUUUGAAGCGCAGAGACUGGAUACCUACUAAAGUCCGAUGAUAAAUUCAGUCAUGGUCAACAUUGUUAUUUUAUCUGUGUCCCACAUGUGGGAAAUUAGAGUAUAUUUUUCAGUAUUUAUGUUCGAUCACUGGUUUCUGUUUCAUAGUUGUUUCGAAUAAUAACACUUACUAUGUCAUGUGUUUAUAUAUUUUAUUGUUAAAAUUAAUGAGUUAGCAGUGAUUCGAUAUUGUAAGAUUUAGAUAUUUCUAAAAAAACUUUUUAUAUGUUUUGCUUAAUUUUUGUAUUCCACGCAAAUAAUAAUGUAUAUGUUAUAGAGAGGUGAAUAGGUUUUACUUGUUCACCAAUAAUAAUGUACAUGUUAUAGAGAGGUGAAUAGGUUUUACUUGUUCACCAAUAAUAAUGUACAUGUUAUAGAGAGGUGAAUAGGUUUUACUUGUUCACCAAUAAUAAUGUACAUGUUAUAGAGAGGUGAAUAGGUUUUACUUGUUCACCAAUAAUAAUGUACAUGUUAUAGAGAGGUGAAUAGGUUUUACUUGAUCAUCAGUAGUUAUGUGUAGGUUAUAAAUGAGCCUUUAAUGAUCCUUUAAUAGUUUUUUAUCUAAUCUGUUACCUGCUGGAGCUGGGGUCUUUUACUGUAAUCAAUAGUGGGUAGGGGGGG